AUGGUGAAUUUUGAUUUGAGCCAAGUGGGUGCAACGUUCCGUAAAAAGGAUAAAGAAUAUAAAGAUGUGGUAGUCCCCGAGGAAGAAGAAGAAGACAUUGAUGCAUCUGAAUUUGAAGAUGAUGAAAUUCUGCCUCAAAAAGUGAAAAAUAGAAGACCUCGUGAAGAUGAUUUCACUCAACAACGAUUAGCUGCAUUGAAUCCAGUUCUAACUCCAAAGACAGUUAUACCAAUAUAUUUAAUCAUUGCAGGUGUUUUCGUUAUCGUUGGGGGAUGCCUAUUAGCCUUAGCGUCUAGAGUCGAUGAAAUGACUUUAUAUUAUCAAGAUUGUAUGACUGCUGCUCCGACCGAUGAUUUCGCAGAUAUGCCAACUUCACAUUAUAAAUAUUAUUUCCAUAACCUUCCUAAUUUUGAUACUAGUCCACAAUGGAGGUUCAUUGAUGAUCCAAAUGAUGAUUUCCAAGAACGUGGGACAUGUCAAAUAAGAUUCACCAUUCCAAGAACAAUCAAGAAGACCGUUUAUAUAAAUUAUAUGCUAGAGAAAUUUGCUGCAAAUCAUAGACGUUAUGUCUUAUCAUUCAGUGAAGAUCAACUUAGAGGUGCAAAAGCCUCCUAUGAUGUUAUCCAUGAUUCUACUGGUAUUAAUUGUAAACCAUUAGCUAGAAGUAGUAAUGGUAAAUUAUAUUAUCCAUGUGGAUUAAUUGCUAAUGCAAUGUUUAAUGACACGUUCCCAAUGGAAUUGAUUAAUGUUACUGACACUUCUAAUAAUUACCCAUUAACGAAUCAAGGAAUUAAUUGGAAGACUGAUAGACAAAGGUUUAAGAAGACUAAAUAUAAUUAUACUGAAAUUACCCCACCGCCAUUUUGGGAAAAAAGUUUCCCUGACGGAUAUAAUGAGACUAAUAUUCCAAACAUUCAAGAGUGGGAAGAAUUUCAAAAUUGGAUGAGACCUGGUGCAUUCGACAAAUCAACUAAAUUGAUUAGACGUAAUGGGAAUGAUAGUCUACCUGCAGGUGAAUAUGAAAUUGAUAUUGGAUUACACUGGCCCGUUACUGAAUUCAAUGGUAAGAAAGCAGUAUAUAUUACACAUGGUUCAAGUAUAGGAGGAAGAAAUUCAUUCCUAGGUAUUGUCUACUUAAUUGGAGGUUGUAUUUGUUGUGCCAUGGCGAUUGUAUUAGCAGGAUGCUGGGUGAUGAGUGGGCGGAAGAUUGCCGAUCCAAAUUCUUUGUCAUGGAAUAAACAUUAG
Messenger RNA from Naumovozyma dairenensis CBS 421, 1245 nucleotides. RefSeq names its product Lem3p (gene LEM3). The record is from RefSeq and is a predicted model, not a curated record. Gene Ontology annotation, cellular component: endoplasmic reticulum; Golgi apparatus; plasma membrane. The coding region runs from base 1 to 1245 and encodes 414 amino acids. The transcript has a single exon. Lineage: Eukaryota; Fungi; Ascomycota; Saccharomycetes; Saccharomycetales; Saccharomycetaceae.